AUGACAGUAACUGGAUCUGGAGAAGAUGAUAUUGAAGGUUUCUAUUCACAUAGAACUCGUCGAAGUGGUCUCAGAAAAAUAUAUCGAUCAGACAAGUUUAUUGAAUUAACAGAUUCUGAACAUGAAAUUAUAAUUCAACUUAUUUGGAAUGCUAAAGAAAAACAAUUUAAAGGCCAAUGGUAUGACGACACGAAAUUAAACAAAGUAAAAGGUGCCUUUGAACUAACACAUGAUGAUGAACUAAGCCAAUUUGUACUUGAAAAAGUUUGA
This is a messenger RNA of Rotaria sp. Silwood1, 270 nucleotides long. NCBI's taxonomy places the organism in Eukaryota, Metazoa, Rotifera, Eurotatoria, Philodinida, Philodinidae. The record is from the annotation of a GenBank genome assembly.